AAAUUCAAAAUUUUAACACACAAUAAAAAAAAAUAAACACAUUCACAAAAAAAAGAAAUGGUUGAUAUGGAUUGGAAGAGGAAGAUGGCAUCAUCAGAUUUACCAAACUCACCUAAGCUUUCUUCAAAGCUUCACGUAACUAUUCCAUCACCAUUCAAAAUCGUCCCUGUUUCGUCUCCGAUCUCUUGUUCCGCACCAGCGCUUUGCUCUGCUUACGAGCUUUACCUUCGUCUUCCUGAGCUAAGAAAGCUCUGGUCAUCUCGUGAUUUUCCUACGUGGACGUCAGAGCCGAUUCUUAAACCGGCUCUUCAAGCUUUGGAGAUCAGUUUUAGAUUAGUUUUCGCCGUUUGUUCUGAUACUAGACCGUACAUCAACCACCGUGAAUGGAACCGGAGGUUAGAUUCUCUCGUCACGAAGCAGAUCCAGCUUGUAGCAGCGAUCUGCGAAGAAGACGAUGAAGAAGAAGGUGACUCGGCGGCUCCGGUCAGCGAUGGACGGAGUUCGUUGAGUUUGUUACCACAGCUAGCUACGUGGAGGAGAUCAGAAGCUUUAGGGAAGAAGAUCUUAUCUACGGUCGAUAACGAGAUGAGUCGGUGUAAGUACACGCUUGGACUCGGUGAACAAAACAUCGCCGGGAAACCAAAUCUCCGGUACGAUGCGAUUUGCCGACCUAACGAGAUCUAUAGCCUCAAGGAUAAUCCAUUCGCAGAUCAUAUCGAUAAUCAAGAGAAUCAAACGCUCUAUAUCAUUCAUCAGAUCCUCGAAUCGUGGAUCUACGCAUCUGGAAAUCUUCUGAAUCGAAUCGUCUCCAGUAUCGAAGAAGAGAAAUUCGAAAAAGCUUCGAACGAUGUUUACUUGCUGGAGAAGAUCUGGAAACUUUUAGCGGAGAUUGAAGAUCUUCAUAUGUUGAUGGAUCCGGAGGAUUUUCUGAAAUUGAAGAAGCAGUUACAGAUCAAAUCGACGGGGAAAAACGAUGCGUUUUGUUUCAGAUCUAAAGGAUUAGUGGAGAUGAUGAAGAUGUCGAAAGAUCUGAGGCAGAAAGUACCGGCGGUGUUGGCGGUUGAGGUAGAUCCAACCGGAGGACCGAGAUUACAAGAGGCGGCGAUGAAGCUUUACGCGACGAAGAGAGAGUGCGAUAAGAUUCAUCUGCUUCAGGGGAUGCAAGCGGUUGAAGCGGCGGCGAAGAGUUUCUUCUUCUCGUAUAGGCAGCUAGUGGCGGCGAUGAUGGGAAGCGCCGAGACGAACGCGACGGCGAGUCAAGAGUCGUGUGACUCGUUGAGUCAGAUAUUUAUGGAGCCGACGUAUUUCCCGAGUCUUGACGCGGCAAAGACUUUCUUGGGAGAGUUCUGGAGUCAUUUGGGAUGAUUCAUUUUAAAUUCCGCUGGUAUUAUUUAUUUAAAUUGGUGGUUUGGUUAAUUUAGUUUGUAACAUACCGAAAUUUUUGGAACACUUGACGAUCCAUAUUUGAAUACAAAUUCAUUUUAUAGUAUGA
Messenger RNA from Arabidopsis lyrata subsp. lyrata, 1492 nucleotides. RefSeq names its product nematode resistance protein-like HSPRO2. The coding region runs from base 58 to 1365 and encodes 435 amino acids. Gene Ontology annotation, biological process: defense response. Gene Ontology annotation, molecular function: metal ion binding; heme binding. The transcript has a single exon. The record is from RefSeq and is a predicted model, not a curated record. NCBI's taxonomy places the organism in Eukaryota, Viridiplantae, Streptophyta, Magnoliopsida, Brassicales, Brassicaceae.